GCUGGGGUGGCCGCGGGGGGAGGCGGCAGGCGAGCCACAGUGUCCGGUGCGGGGCAGGCGCCCGGUCGAGUGCAGCUUCCUUCUCCUGUAAAAGGUGCGCUGGGCGACCGUCCCAGAAACAAAUCCCAAGAAAUGCCUCAUCCUAGAAACAAAGAACUCAUACUUGGCAUCAUGGUGGGAACUGCCGGAAUCAUCUUGCUGCUUUUGUGGUACCAUAAGGUCCGUAAACCAAGAAUAGCAGUGAAUUUACCUAAAUUUCUUUCUCUUGGUAACACAUUUGAUGCAAUGACAUUGCAAGAUGGAAUACAUAAUGACCAAGGUACAGCCGAGAUCCUUCAAGGAAGGCAACUUCAGAUACUGGAGAAAUUAAAUGAAUUACUGACAAAUAUGGAAGAACUCAAAAAGGAAAUCAGAUUUCUUAAAGAAGCUAUUCCAGAGCUGGAGGAAUAUAUACAAGGUGAACUUGGAGGGAAGGCAACUGUUCAUAAGAUAAGUCCUCAGCACAGAGCUAGAAAAAGAAGGCUCGCCACAGUUCAAAGUUCAGCAACAAGUAAUAAUAGUUCAGAGGAAGCAGAAAGUGAAGGAGGGUAUAUAACAGCUAAUACUGACACAGAAGAACAGAGUUUUCUGGUCCCUAAGGCAUUUAACACACAUGUACAAGAAUUAAAUUUAGAUGUCCUUCUUCAGAAGGCAGAUCAUUUACGUACAGAUGAGUCUGGCAAGAUGGAGAGUUUUGAACUACUUUGCGAUCACAAAGAAAAGUUUAGAGAUGAAAUAGAGUUUAUGUGGCGAUUUGCCCGUGCUUAUGGAGACAUGUAUGAACUAUCUACAGAUACAAAAGAAAAAAAACAUUAUGCUAAUAUUGGAAAAACUUUAGGUGAAAGAGCUAUUAGUAGAGCACCCAUGAAUGGACAUUGUCACCUGUGGUAUGCAGUUCUGUGUGGCUAUGUAUCUGAGUUCGAGGGCUUACAAAAUAAAAUCAGCUAUGGACAUUGCUUCAAGGAACAUCUAGAUAUAGCAAUCCAACUUUUACCUGAAGAACCCUAUUUGUAUUACCUCAAUGGAAGAUACUGUUAUACUGUCUCAAAACUGAGCUGGAUUGAGAAAAAAAUGGCUGCUACUCUGUUUGGAAAAAUACCAUCUUCAACUGUGCAAGAAGCUUUGUACAAUUUUCUUAAGGUUGAAGAACUACACCCUAGUUAUUCCAAGUCCAAUUACAUGUACUUGGCAAAGUGCUAUAUUGAUCUUGAAAAAAAUCAGGAUGCUUUGAAGUUCUAUAAUUUGGCAUUAUUGCUUCCUACUGUUACCAAAGAGGAUAAAGAGGCACAAGAAGAGAUGACAAAAAUAAUCACUUCCUUGAAGAGGUAAAUAAAAGAAUUGCUCUUCAACAAAUCAGAUGUGGUCUACUAAAAUUUAAACUAAUCAAAGUUGUGUUUUUAUUAUCCUUUUUUUCUUUUUUUGAUGAAAAGGUAAUAUGCUCAGAUUUGAAGGUAAAACCAUGUUUCUGCAGAAUGCAUUUCACUAGUAGUGUUACAAAACUAAUCAUGUUAUUUAGAGAAUCUGUUUACUACAGUGUCAUUACAUAAUGACCU
This is a messenger RNA of Cynocephalus volans (Philippine flying lemur), 1592 nucleotides long. It is a transcript of the gene RMDN2, whose product is annotated as regulator of microtubule dynamics 2. The coding region runs from base 133 to 1368 and encodes 411 amino acids. Gene Ontology annotation, molecular function: microtubule binding. The transcript is spliced from 11 exons. Gene Ontology annotation, cellular component: mitochondrion; mitotic spindle pole; spindle microtubule. Lineage: Eukaryota; Metazoa; Chordata; Mammalia; Dermoptera; Cynocephalidae. The record is from RefSeq and is a predicted model, not a curated record.